This is a messenger RNA of Equus caballus (horse), 2716 nucleotides long. It is a transcript of the gene GJB2, whose product is annotated as gap junction protein beta 2. The record is from RefSeq and is a predicted model, not a curated record. NCBI's taxonomy places the organism in Eukaryota, Metazoa, Chordata, Mammalia, Perissodactyla, Equidae. Gene Ontology annotation, cellular component: connexin complex. Gene Ontology annotation, biological process: cell-cell signaling; gap junction-mediated intercellular transport. Gene Ontology annotation, molecular function: gap junction channel activity.
CCGCGCCCCCCGCGCCCCCGGCCCCCGGCCCCAGCCCCGCCGCUCGCUCCCGCCGACGCAGUGCACACUGCCCAGAGGAGAAGAUGGAUUGGAGCACAUUGCAGACUAUUCUGGGGGGUGUCAAUAAACACUCCACCAGUAUUGGGAAAAUCUGGCUCACUGUCCUUUUCAUUUUCCGAAUUAUGAUCCUUGUUGUAGCUGCAAAGGAAGUGUGGGGAGAUGAGCAAGCCGAUUUUGUCUGCAACACUUUACAGCCAGGGUGCAAAAAUGUCUGCUACGAUCACUAUUUCCCCAUCUCUCACAUCCGACUGUGGGCUCUUCAGCUGAUCUUCGUGUCCACGCCAGCUCUCUUGGUGGCCAUGCAUGUUGCCUACCGGAGACAUGAAAAGAAGAGGAAGUUCAUUAAAGGAGAGAUAAAGAGUGAAUUUAAAGACAUCGAAGAGAUCAAAAGCCAGAAGGUCCGUAUCGAAGGGUCACUGUGGUGGACAUACACCAGCAGCAUCUUCUUCCGGGUCAUCUUUGAGGCUGUCUUCAUGUAUGUCUUCUAUGUCAUGUAUGACGGGUUCGCCAUGCAGCGUUUGGUGAAGUGUAACGCGUGGCCUUGUCCCAAUACAGUGGACUGCUUCGUUUCCAGGCCCACAGAAAAGACUGUCUUUACGGUUUUCAUGAUAGCAGUGUCUGGAAUUUGCAUACUGCUAAAUGUCACUGAAUUGUGUUAUUUGCUAAUUAGAUAUUGUUCUGGAAAGUCAAAAAAACCAGUUUAACACAUUACUGAGCUAUCAGAUAAGAGAGAGCAUGAAAGGAUGAGGCGCCUGUGCUUAUCGGCCAAAGCACAGUCACCAGCAUUCCUCAUAAAAGUUCUUGUCUUAAGUGCAACCCUUGGAAACUACUGUAGAUUCACAUGAAAUUCCACACGCCUCCGACGAAGCUGCACUCUCCCAAAGCUUCAAAGCAGAGGCUAAUUCUGUGCCUGUAUUGAUUUUUACUAAAAUUAGUUUCAAUGGAACCCGGUGUUGGCAGGGGUUAUAUGUGUUAGGUACUUUCAUAUUUUAACAGAAGAUAUCGGCGUUUAUUUCUUUCUUUGAGGAAGGGAGAGAAAUGCCAGGUCCCAAAGGGAACACUAAGAAGGUCCAGUUGCUCCUCUUAGGGUUCCCUUUGUCGUUUUUCCUGAAUUAAAAGUAAACAUAGAGAAUCUUGGUUCUUUUAUUUGCUUUGGAAGUUUUAGUCUCUUAACGAUGGACAAGGUUAAUGCUUCAAACUGUUAUACUUUUUUUAAGUGAAAACUUUAAAAUAAGACAUUUCUUUUAAUCUACAAGAUGUUCUGAAAACUAUUAUAUGUCUCUCCUAUUUCGAAGGCUCUGAUUGUGAUAUGUAAAUGGUGUCUAAUUAGGUACUAUCAUUUAAUUUAAAAUAUGGCCUUAGAGUUAUGCAUAAUCUGCAGUGCCACUGAGAGGCUGUCCACUAUGCUAAUAGUGGUAUGUAGUACAUAAAAACAUUUUAGCCUCCCUCAAGGGCAACAAACUACAAGUUCUUAGUGAUGGCUUAGAUAGCAAAUGGCCUCAUUUUAUAAAUCUAGGUCUAAUUUUGCAUAAGAAAUACAGACUGGAGGUACCACCACCAACUGCCAACAGCAGUCUGGCUCCAGACGCCCUCCCUCCCUUCACAGUGUGUGCCUUCUCCAUCACUGUGGUAAACGCGAGGAACGCUGAUGUAAAGAGGCUACCUGGGACCUUUUAUUGCCACAGUACACAUCAUGGUGCAGAACAAAUUGGGGGGGGGGGGUGGUACUAUUUUUAAAGAACAGAUGGAAAGACUAGACUCUACAUUCUGAUGAUUAAAAAUGAGUUUUGUCUGCUUCGAAAGUUUGUUUCCCUCUUCAACAUUGAGUUUUUUAAGUGAAAAUAGAAUUAAUAGACAUUUUAAAAAAAAUAGAAACUAGGGUUUAGAUAAAUGUUUAGCAGUUCUAUAGAACAAAUUGAACCCUAAUAUUAUCAUUAUGCCUGAUAUGGUUUCCAACAAAUGGUAUUCAACAUACUUCAAUGAGUGUAAACAUUUUCGUGUUGCCAGGAAUAGCGUUAUAAAAACGCUGUGUAAUACCAAAUAAUAGCUUUAAUUACAUGCUUGUAACUAAAAUAAUUUUGUAAUGUCUCAAAUGUCAUUUAAAUAUUAAAAAUAUAAGUUAUUUAAAAUCUAUUGCAGUUUUUAAUAGAAUAGCAGAUUUUAAUUUCAUCUGUAGCCAGUUUUGUAUAAGUAUGUUAAUAUUUUAUGUUUCAUAACACCAAAGAGGUAAGUUACCAGGGUGUCUGUCCACCAUUCUGGGAGUCUUUUGCCCCAGUUACAGAAGAGCUUCUGUCACUGGAAAGAUUGACUGGUAAGAGAAAAAGAAAGGUUUUUUUCUGUCCAACCCCAUGCUCACCUCUCCCAGGUUUUCGAUGGACACUUGCAUAGUAUGGUGUAUGGACUGGAUUUGUAGCUUGGAGAAUGCUGAGUUGGCUUCACAUGGCCAGUUUGGCUCCUAGAAGAAUCAUGGAAGCUGACACUUUAAAAUGUUAUUCAUGGUGAGGGUUGGCUGAGGCAUGAGAAAAAUUCUAUGAGGUGUCUUUUUCUAUGGGAUUUUCUUCCUGUAUAUUUGUAUGUAACCAAAGCUGUCUUAUGAAACUCCUUUUUAUUCUUUGGUGCCCACUUCCAUGGGAAAUAAACCCAACAGGCCAUCCUG